UUAGAAUUUUUCAGUGUUUUUUUAACGUUGCUAAUCUAACUCGUUUUCUUCAAGUUUUCCUCGAUGUAGUUAUUAGGUUUUCAAUAUGUCUCUAAAAUAAGUAGAUAAAUAGGUUUAACAUCUACUGGAAUCGUAAAUGACGCCCACAAAGACUACAACAACUGAAGUAGAAAUGGUGAUACGAAAUAGAAAAACUGUUGUUAAAGACGGGAUUAUGACAAUGUCUGGAAUCGGCGAGCCUUCGGUGUUCCAUGCGUUAGUAGUGAUAUUUUUGGAAUUCUUCGCAUGGGGAUUGUUGACUAUGCCGAUAAUAUCAGUCUUAAAUGCGACGUUCCCGGAUCACACUUUUCUAAUGAAUGGACUUAUCAUGGGUAUCAAAGGAAUUUUGUCCUUUUUGUCAGCUCCUCUAAUUGGCGCUUUAUCUGACGUGUGGGGACGGAAGUUUUUCCUACUAGUAACAGUCUUCUUCACUUGUGCGCCAAUUCCGUUGAUGACGUUAAAUACCUGGUGGUUCUUUGCCAUGAUCAGCUUAAGUGGAGUAUUUGCAGUAACCUUUUCGAUAGUAUUCGCUUAUGUUGCUGAUGUAACAACUGAAGAUGAGCGUUCACGAGCCUAUGGAUUGGUAUCUGCUACUUUUGCUGCGAGUAUGGUAAUAUCACCUGCACUUGGUGCUUAUUUGAUGGACUUAUAUGGCGAGGCACUUGUCGUCGUAGCAGCAACUGCAGUCGCCGUUCUGGACGUCUUUUUUAUCAUGGUGGCAGUUCCUGAGAGUCUCCCUGAGAAAGUUAGACCAAGUGGCUGGGGGCCUGCUAUAAGCUGGGAGCAGGCUGACCCAUUUGCUGCUCUAAGGAAAGUCGGCGCAGAUCGCACUGUACUGAUGUUGUGCGUAGCUGUAUUCCUAUCGUACUUGCCUGAAGCUGGGCAGUAUUCUUGCAUAUUUGUGUAUUUGAAAUUAGUUAUGGGAUUUGGUGUUGUGCAAGUGGCAAUAUUUAUUGCAAUUGUUGGUGUUCUCAGUAUUGCUGUGCAAGUGGUACUUGGAUACCUAAUGAAAUCACUUGGUGCAAAGCAUACAAUAAUGGUUGGACUCUUAUUUGAGAUGCUACAACUAAUGUGGUACGGGUUUGGUAGCCGCACGUGGAUGAUGUGGGCUGCAGGAGUAUUAGCUGCACUAGGAUCACUUACAUAUCCAGCAAUUAGUGCCUAUGUUUCUGUAAACAGUAGAGCUGAUAGGCAAGGAGUUGUACAAGGAAUGGUCACAGGAGUGAGAGGCCUCUGCAAUGGUCUGGGACCCGCCAUGUUUGGAGUGAUAUUCUACUUGUUUCAUGUAGAUCUUAAUGAAGAGCAUGCCCUUGCAGGAAUUGAUGGCCGACCUGAUGAUGACAAGUACAUUAGAAUUGUUCCAGGGCCACCUUUUGUAUUAGGUGCAUUGCUGGUAAUUUGUGCCCUUCUAGUUGCAGCAUUUUUACCAGAAGAUAAUGUAAUUGCUGUACGACGAACUUCACCGGAUUUACGUUUUGAAAUUGAACAUGGACGGCGUGUAGCUGGCCCUUUGUCACCUUUAAUGGCUCCAGAGUCAGCAGCCCUCUAGCUAGCGGCUAAAGCUGGCAGAGCAGCCAGCGUUUGAACUUCAGGGCAGAUCGCCGAGGCAAUCAAUGCAUUUAGGAAGGUACCAAAGCAAACUCAGUGAUGAAUGUGAGUCUAUUCAGUAACUACAUGAGACCAUUAUCUUUGUCCUGCUUCUUACUGUUUUUUUAUUCUUUACCUGUUAUCCAUCAUUUAUAUUAGUUUUCAAGGGUGUGUACAUAUUAUAUAUUCAAAAUAAAUCAAUUUUGAGCAACUAAACUUUAAUGAGCGACAUAACACAAUAACUAAUGCAAACUAACUUCAAUAGUAAUUCCAGUACAACUUAUUUUUAUAAAUAAUAAAUUUACAGCAAAUACAUAAAACAAAUUAACUAUUUUAAGGUUUUAAGGAAAAAGGCAAAGUAUUUCUAUCUUAACAUCACAUGUGUUUUUCCAUUAACACAUAUUUUAAAAAACUAUGACUCAUUCAGGUCGGACCAUAAAUAAGACUUAAACUUUCUGAUAACACAAACUUUGUUAAUACUGUUGUAUGCAUGGAAGUAACAAUCAAGAAUUAUAUAAUUUGUAUUUUACAUGUAUUGGAUAUGGGAAUAUGGGAUAUGGGAAUAGAUGUGGGAAGCUACCUAUUUUCUAUUCACAUAAAUCAAUUCAGAUAGGACCUAGGCAUGGUUAAUGUCUUAAAAUACAUAAUCUUGAAUUAGUUCAAUAAAUAACAGUAUUUAUCCUUGAUAGACUGCGUCACAAUUCAAUUGUAAACUGAUUUGCAUGCAUUACAUUUUACGUAUGUACUUUAUUACUAUAUAUAAAUAUGUAUAUGCUAUCAAUCUUAUAUAGGCCUGCUGAGACUAGUAAGCUCAAGUAUGAAAACUAAAAUUUUGUCCACAAGCUAAAAUCUUUAAAGUAUAUAAGAA
Molecule: messenger RNA, 2494 nt
Organism: Pieris brassicae (large cabbage white)
Lineage: Eukaryota; Metazoa; Arthropoda; Insecta; Lepidoptera; Pieridae
Product: hippocampus abundant transcript 1 protein
Exons: 1
Coding region: 137-1588 (483 amino acids)
Biological process (GO): transmembrane transport
Cellular component (GO): membrane
Molecular function (GO): transmembrane transporter activity
Source: RefSeq, a predicted model, not a curated record